AUGACACCCGCAUCGCCGGCCCAGCCUACGAAGGCAUGUACGUUCGAUGUUUCCUGCCCGCCCGGCGCGUCGGUGGAUUCUAUCUUCGACGCGGCGGCGGCCAUUGUCGGCACUGCCGAAUUGUUCUCUGUGCAGCAUCUGGGAGGCAGCGACUUUCAGAUGUCUGUUACAUCGUCAUCGGCCAUGAGCCGAAUCGUCAACGCCGGGGCUCUGACCAUCGGCGGAACAAGCGUCCCCAUCGUCCCGCUCGUGCAUCACAUCCGAUACAUCCACGUACUAGCAGUGAACACAACGACCCCCCCCCCCCUCCAUCCCCUUUUCGCGCACCUGCGAGUCAUCACCCUGAACGUUCGGGGCUUCCGCAGCGUGACAAAACAGAUCGAGGUCAUCCAGUUCGCCCGAACCGCCCGUUGCGACCUCCUGUUCCUGCAAGAAACGAACUUCCACAGGCAGCGCGACGUGGACCUCUUCAAGCAGCGGUAUGGGGUGGAUUGUUUCUUUUCAUACGCCACUACACGGAGCUCGGGGGUGGGGGUCAUUAUCUUUAACCGCUCGCUCCUCCGUCUCAGCGCGUGCUGCUUUGACCCCGACGGGCGGUACAUCGCUUUUGAUUUCUUCGUGGACGGCACGCGCUUUCGUGCUGUGGGCGUGUACGCUCCAGCCCAGCGUUCGCAAUCCCCGGCCUUUUUCAAGAGCCUGGACGUCCAUCUGCUCGACGCUCGCCACUGCCUGCUCCUCGGCGACUUCAACUGCGUCGUCGAUUCCCGGCGCGAUGUCAGGGGCCCAGGCUACGGACGCACCACGUGGAACGGCGGCGAGCUGAUACGCCUGAUGCGACACUUCGACCUAGUGGACUGCUGGACUCUGCUCCAUGGCACCGCUUUCGAGCAUACCUGGCAACGAGGAAACUCGAGCAGUCGCCUGGACAGGUGUUACAUCUCCGAGUUUCUGAGCCCCUCUGUCACCGCCUGCUGCGCAAUGAACUUCCCUCCCUCCACUACGUACAUUUCCGACCAUCGUCCGGUACUCGUAGAGCUCCGCUUCAGCAGCAAAGCCAGUACUCAACGCACCUGGCGUCUCGACACCCGACUGCUGCGAGACAAAACAAGCCGCGACUGCCUGAGAGAAGCCUUGCGCCGGUCCCUCCAUGGAGCGGCACCAGACCCCUUGACCUUUGACCGGCUUCAAGACAGCUGGCGGGUGGCGUGCGUGGCGGAGGGUCGUGCACUGCGUCGGCGGCACGCCGAGCAGCUCCGAGACACCUCUCUGCGAAUUCGGAUCGUGCGACGGGGCGGCGCGGGGACUCCGCUAAUGCGGGGCUACCUGCAGCAGCUCCUCGACCGUUACCAGCGACAGCUGCGACUUUGUACCAACGCAGCCACAGCCUACCACGGACGGGUCGGGCCCUCGGCUCACUCCGAGGUGCUGCGCUACGCCCACCGCACCGAAGUGCGGGAGCGACGCGUCCCUUCAGUGCCGACAACCCCAGGCGCGCCAGCAACACUAGGUCAACCGUCGGUCUCCGGUUUCAGCGCCCACUUCCGGGCCCUGGCAACCACCGAAUUGGCGGUGGACCGUGCGACCCUCGUGGCGCACCCCUUUCUACUCGAUCUCCCGCAAGCUCCCGAAGACCUAGCCGCACACCUGCACGAGCCCCCAACCCCGAAGAGGUGCUCCUUGCCCUGUCAAGAAUGA
Ixodes scapularis (black-legged tick) is the source of this 1695-nucleotide messenger RNA. RefSeq lists its product as uncharacterized. Gene Ontology annotation, cellular component: nucleus. The transcript is spliced from 2 exons. Lineage: Eukaryota; Metazoa; Arthropoda; Arachnida; Ixodida; Ixodidae. Gene Ontology annotation, molecular function: DNA-(apurinic or apyrimidinic site) endonuclease activity; double-stranded DNA 3'-5' DNA exonuclease activity; phosphoric diester hydrolase activity. The coding region runs from base 1 to 1695 and encodes 564 amino acids. The record is from RefSeq and is a predicted model, not a curated record. Gene Ontology annotation, biological process: base-excision repair.